AUGGAUUGGGCUACAAACAACAAUAGCGACUCUGUGAACACUGUCAAUUAUCCACGCCAGCAACAGCAACAACAACAACAACCAUCCUCACAGCGCCGCAGACUCACCAAGAAACCACCGCCACAGUAUCUCCAGCACACGCCCAGCUACUCCGUUGCAGGCGACGGGCGCUUUGACGCCCAGUCCCUCCAGAGCAAACGGAGCUCCAGCAGCUUGAAGCGAGCUCCUAGCGCUCCACUCCAGAAUACUGGCAGAUCCUCUAACGCGUCAAACAACUCAUCACCCCGACAUCCUCCUAAUCACCCACUUCCGCCUCCCGUCUCUGCUCCCCUUCUUUCUUCUACCACAACCACAACCACAUCCACACCCACUCCCUCCUCCUCCUCCGCCGCCGCCGCCGCCGUCGCCGUCACCGCCAACAGCAACUUCGUCAUCUCCUCUCCUCUAGCCUACCCCUCGCCGGCCGCCCAGCCCGGCGAUUUCUUCGCCACGACGACUUCUGCACCUUCUUAUCAGGUUGCCGCCCCCACUUCCCCUUCCGUAUCCCACUCCCACACCUCGCCGCCGACCACCAUUACUACUGCGACAUUCCCCGCCACUAGCGCUUCUGCCGCCGGCGCAACAGCGGCAUUUGGCGCUGGCGUUGGUUUUGGCUCUGAUUCUGGUCGUGGCAUUGACAUUGACAUCGGCAUCCGUGCUGGCACCGCCCCGUCGACAUCGGCUCGAGUCACUCAAGGCCAAAGGCAGGGUCAUAGCUCCCAGGAACAACAGCAGAAACCAAAACAGCACCAGCAUCUGCAGCGUUUAUCCGGCCCGCAACAGCUACCCUUGCGGCCUCUCCGCUCCAAAACAUCCGAAGAGUUUGUCGGCGCUCCCUUCGACAGUGAUAGUAUCCUCAGUCAGCUCGACAAAGCUGCCGCCCGAGUACCCUUGUCUCCCCAAGCUGCUCCGCCCACUGUUCGCCCUCAGCCGCCCCCGCCAUCAUCCGACCCGCGUAUCAUGAAACCUUCUCUUCGCCGCUCCGCUAGCUUUAACGUUGCCAAUGCCACCAUGUCUGAGAAGUCUCAAGCCGCCCGUUCGAAUGAUGCUCCCAUCAUCUCAUCCAAACGGUAUUCCGACGAGUCCAAAGAGCCCAAGCCCCCCAGUGUCUUAAGAAAAAAGUCGGGGUUCUCCGGCCUCAUGAGCACCUUGGUGGGGUCACCAAAGAAACCGGUUAUCUCUGCACCAGGGAAUCCGGUUCAUGUCACGCAUGUCGGAUACGAUAGCAAUACUGGCCAGUUCACGGGCCUCCCAAAAGAAUGGCAGCGUCUUAUUAACGAGAGUGGUAUCCCCGAAAAUGCUCAGAGGGAAAACCCGCAAAUGAUUGCAGACAUUGUGACCUUUUAUAAGGAAACUACAGAGAGGCCUCACGAGGACCAGGUUCUUGAGAAGUUUCCUGAUGUUAGAGCCCCGGAGCUUCGCACACCAUCAGGAGGAAUAACAUCUCCCGGCAUCUACUCGCCAAACCUAGCUGGUAUGUCACCUAUGAUUAGUCCACCAGCAAGUCCCAGAUUUCCAAUUGUGAAUCAUGAAGGCACCUUUGAAAACCCCCGCGCCCCGCCGCCGGUUCCUAUACCAGGGAAAAGCCUAGCGCUGCAUACACCUAGAGACCAUCCGAAUCUUCAACCCAGUCGCCCGGCGCCGAAACCUCCAGUCUCCAUGCAAACACGAGUGCAACCGCAGUCACCGUAUCCUCCGGCCAAAGAUUCUGGCAUCGGCAUAUCACAGCCUGGCGAAGAUUUGCCAGCUGUUGCUUACGCUCCCCCGCCCAAGGAUAGCAGUGUCCCGAUGCUGCCUGAAGAACAUAGGUCGAGGUCUAACUCUCGUGUCAAUGGUUCCUCACCUUAUAGUCCCCUUAUUGCCCAAGCUCCUGCCAGCCAACCCUCUCCGGCAAUGCAAGCCGCCGCUUACCAACAACAACUGAUGCAACAGCAACAGGAACAGGCCAUGUCUCAAGCUCAAGCUGCGAUGAAAGGACAACUAGGAAGGUCUCAAAGUACGAGACAGCCUCCGCCACAGCCUAUGGGCACAAGAACACAACAUCCUCGACCUCCCGAAGCUAACGGUGGUGGCGCUGGCGCCCCGCCGACACAGGUGCGACCUCGCAAUAGGACGACACGUCAAAGCCAGAAUACUACGAUGGAUGUUGCUGCUGCUUUGAAAAGGAUAUGCUCAGAAGGUGACCCCCGCGAGAUAUACAGAGGAUUUACGAAAAUUGGCCAGGGUGCGUCUGGCGGCGUCUACACAGGUCAUGAGAGAGGCUCAAACCGUUUGGUGGCCAUCAAACAGAUGAACCUGGAGCAGCAACCGAAGAAAGACUUGAUCAUCAAUGAGAUUCUCGUCAUGAAGGACAGCAUCCACCCAAACAUUGUUAAUUUUAUUGACAGCUACCUCUGUGGUGGCGAACUGUGGGUGAUUAUGGAGUACAUGGAAGGUGGUAGUCUAACUGAUGUGGUCACCUUCAACAUUAUGACUGAGGGCCAAAUAGCCUCGGUCUGCAGGGAGACACUGAAAGGGCUCCAGCACCUGCAUUCGAAAGGUGUAAUUCACCGAGAUAUCAAAUCUGAUAACAUAUUAUUAUCACUGGAAGGCAGUAUUAAGCUCACUGAUUUUGGAUUCUGCGCUCAGAUCAACGAAGCUCAUAAUAAGCGCACCACAAUGGUCGGUACGCCCUACUGGAUGGCACCUGAGGUCGUAACCAGGAAGGAAUACGGUCGCAAGGUCGAUAUAUGGUCUCUUGGAAUCAUGGCUAUCGAAAUGAUUGAAGGAGAGCCGCCCUACUUGACAGAGUCUCCACUUCGCGCUUUGUGGCUAAUCGCUACGACCGGUACACCACAAAUCAAAGACGAGCAUACUCUAUCCGCAGUAUUCCGCGACUUCCUCUAUUUUGCCCUCAAGGUAGAUCCUGAAAAGAGAGCCAGUGCUCAUGACCUCCUUCGACACGAAUUCAUGAAGUUAUGUGUCGAUCUUGGAUCACUAUCCCCUCUAGUCCGAGCUGCUAGAGAAGCUCGACAACAAGAAAAGUCUCGGAAGGGAAAUUGA
Xylaria bambusicola is the source of this 3081-nucleotide messenger RNA. RefSeq lists its product as uncharacterized. Gene Ontology annotation, cellular component: cytoplasm. Gene Ontology annotation, biological process: protein phosphorylation; intracellular signal transduction; regulation of MAPK cascade. The transcript is spliced from 4 exons. The record is from RefSeq and is a predicted model, not a curated record. Gene Ontology annotation, molecular function: protein serine/threonine kinase activity; ATP binding. Lineage: Eukaryota; Fungi; Ascomycota; Sordariomycetes; Xylariales; Xylariaceae. The coding region runs from base 1 to 3081 and encodes 1026 amino acids.